Messenger RNA from Sycon ciliatum, 4245 nucleotides. RefSeq lists its product as uncharacterized. Gene Ontology annotation, molecular function: zinc ion binding; nucleic acid binding; RNA-DNA hybrid ribonuclease activity. The transcript has a single exon. Gene Ontology annotation, biological process: DNA integration. NCBI's taxonomy places the organism in Eukaryota, Metazoa, Porifera, Calcarea, Leucosolenida, Sycettidae. The record is from RefSeq and is a predicted model, not a curated record. The coding region runs from base 1 to 4245 and encodes 1414 amino acids.
AUGUCGACGUUGAAGUUUGAUAGUUUUGUUCGGCCGUUUCGUGGAAAAGGUGAUAACCUUGCUGCGUUUUGGUCUAAGUUCCUGGUCCUUGGAGAACUGCACAAAUGGGACUCGGAGGAAAAACAGAUGGCGCAUCUGCCAUUGUUGCUGGAUGGUCCGGCGUUCCUGGUGUUUGACCAGUUGUCCGCAGAGGAUCGGAAGAAGACCGCGGCGGUGAAGGCUGCUUUGGAGGCUGCGUUCGCGCCCAGCCCGGCGGAGUCCUACCAUCUAUUCGUAGGGCGGCAGCUGGCCCUGGAUGAGCCUGUCGACGCCUACGUAGCAGACCUGACGCGCCUGCUGACAUUGUCAGGCCACAAGGUUGCUGCGGAUGGGAAAGACCCGUUGCUCGUGGAGCAGUUGAUCAGCGGUCUACCACACGAGUAUGGGAAAACCGUCCGGCUGGCCAACGCCAUGAAGAGCCUUACCGUCGCGGAGCUGACUGGACAGGUGAGGACGAUGCAGUCAGCGGCAGGGGUCGCUCAGGCGGUGGCUGCAGCCCGAUCUGGUCCCCCGCCCCAGAGUCAGUCGCUGAUGUGCUAUGGCUGUGGCCAAGUGGGUCACAUGCGCCGUAGCUGCCCGAAUCAGCAGCGUCGUGGCGGUGGACAGCGCGGUGGCGGUGGACAGCGCGGUGGCGGUGGACAGCGAGGUGGCGGUGGUGGGCCCCCGCAGUCGACUUGGCCAAGGACGACCACGGAUGCUCCAGCCAAGAGGAGUGGACCCACGUGCUAUCGCUGUCAUCAGGUGGGCCACCUGAGGAAAGACUGUCCUCAGAGGUCAGAUUCUGGACGUGUGGCCGCCACAGCACCAGCCCCGGCAGCGUCGCACCCGCGUACGAAUUUCUGCCUGGCUAUGCCCCGGCCUUCGUCGCAGCUGAUUCGAGUUGCAGUGGAGGUGCAGGUCGAAAACGCUCAUUGGAGCCGCCAAGCGUCGGUUGUCGACACGGGUUGCACUCGGUCCCUGAUCGAGUGGCCAGUUGUCCAGCAGCUGGGUAUGCAGUCCAGCCUGAAGGAGACCAGCGACCGGCUGAUCACGGUGGACGGCACACCCUUGGACGUCACCGGCAGCGUGGACAUGACGCUGAAGCGCGAGGAUGGCUCGGUCUACCUACCGACGAUCAAGGUUUCGUUGCUCGUCGUGCCGAACCUCGACGCCCUCAACACCGAUAUCGUGAUCGGAUCGGACAUCGUGUCCCAAGUUGGUGGUGUCAGCAUCUCCCAUGAUCAGCCGGGAGGCCAGUUAUCGUCUGUUGUAUUCGGCCCCGCACGUGACGUCGCCUCGGCCGGCGUGGCGGCUGCCACGGAGAAGCUGUCACGGCAUAUCUCGGUCAGCGACGGCGAUGGUCAGGUCACGCUGCGGAUGGACGACAUUGAGGCAACCUGGCGCGACGACCUAGGCUUCUGGGAAGCCACCUGGCGAUGGAAAGCCGACACGGAGCCGUCUCUUCCUCUUGGUUCUGGUGUUGGAGAAUAUCCGCGCAAGAAACUCAACCCAGAGCAAGAGCAGCAGUUCGUCAAGGAGGUCCAGAUGUGGCGCGAGAACGGCUGGCUGGUCCCGUACGACCGUGAAGCGUUCGGUGAACCGGCCUGUGUUCUUCCACUGAUGGCUGUCGACCAGGCUCACAAGGCGUCAACUCCCGUGCGGCCGUGUUUGGACUACCGCGCUCUGAAUGAGUGUCUCGUGUCGCACCCAGGCCUGGAUGCGCCGGCUUGCGGCCAGAAGCUGCGCGAGUGGCGACUCGGGGACGGUGAUUGUGCCCUCCUUGAUCUGAGCAAGGCGUACCUCCAGAUCCGGAUGGCUCCCCGUCUGUACCGCUAUCAAGCGAUCGUGUGGCAAGGAGAGUUGUUUGCCAUGACGCGCAUGGGGUUCGGCCUCAACGUCGCGCCGAAGAUCCUUGACAUGGUCGUGAAGUGGGUGACCAAAGACCUCGACGGCGUGGACAACUAUGUCGACGACUUGCGUGUGCCGGACUCCCAAGUGGUGGCCACGACCCAGCAGCUCGAGCGCUACGGCCUGAAGUGCAAGCCUGCCGAGAAGCUCCCUACUGCUCGGGUGCUGGGCCUCCAGCUCUCGACUCAAGACGGCACGAUCAACUGGCAACGUCGCCGUGACGUCUGCCUGCAGCUACCUGAGGCGCCCACCAAGCGCGCCGUGUUCAGCUGGUGUGGCAAGCUCGUCAGCCAUUACCCCGUCUGUGCGUGGCUGCGACCAACGACGAAUUGGCUGAAGCGGAUGAUCGGCGAAUCCGUCGGCUGGGAUAUCGCCGUGCCACCUCGUCUGCUGCAGCUCUGCCGCGACAUCCAGACCCAAGUCAACGAGCACGAUCCGGUGCAUGGCGUAUGGUCGGUGCAGCAUGACGACGCAACGGAGUGGCACGUGUGGUGCGAUGCGUCGGGAAUCGCGCUGGGUGUCGUGGUGCAAGUCAACGGCGAGGUCAUCGAGGACCGCAGCUGGCUGCGCCCGGCUGACGACAAACGGCAUAUCAACAUCGCUGAGUUGGACGCCGUCAUCAAGGGCCUCAACGCGGCUGCCAAUUGGCCUGCGCGGAAGAUCCGCCUCCACACGGAUUCCAAGACCGUGCAUGGCUGGCUUCGUCAGAUCCUCGGGAACGAGCGCCGCGUGAAGGUUGGCGGGCUCCACGAGCUGCUCGUCAAGCGUCGGUUGCAGAUCAUUGACGACAUCGUCGCAACAGCUCGCCUUGACGUGGAGGUGGACUGGGUUCCGUCAGAACAGAACCUCUCCGACCAGCUCACGCGCGUUCCGACGUCCUGGCUGGCCUGCACAUCGGAUAACAGCGUGACGGAUGUUGCUGCCAGCCUCGCCAUCAUGCCGAGUCUGUCGAUGGCCGAGAUCCUGGCCGGGCAGGAGGACGAUGGUGCACUCCAGGCAGUGAAGGCCGCAGUGAUCGCUGGGGACGACCUCCCGCCUGACAGCGGCUUCCGGAACAUCCGCGGUCAGCUGCAAGUUCAAGACGGCGUCUUACAGCGCAGCGUCAAGCUUCCGCCGAACGACGUCAAGUGCGUUCCUGUGCUUCCUGCUGCGCUGGAGGAGCGGGCCGUGCGUGCAGCCCACCAGGUGUCUGGCCAUAGUGGCUGGGAGGCGACGUGGCAGUUGCUUCGAUCCCAGUGCCAUUUCUUGGGCAUGGGACAGCGCUGCCAAGCGUUUGUGUCCGGAUGCAGCAGCUGUCAAGCCGCCAACCCACGCCACGGAGAGGCGACCGGGCCCACUCGUCCGGUAUCAGCCAACGGCCCCUGGGAUGUGGUGCACAUCGAUACCCUCGAGCUCGGCGUUAACCGGUCCGGGCGUUACCACUGCGUGUUGGUAUGCGUGGAUGCAUUCACCAAGUGGGUCGAGGUGGUUCCCCUCAAGCGUCAUGACGGCAUCUGUGUGGCUAGAGCUUUCGUCGACGUGUGCUCUCGGUGGGGUCCUCCUCGCGUGGUUCGAUCCGACAACGGCACAGAGUUCAAGAACGCUGUCAUGUCUUCCGUCUACGAGGCGUUCGGCGUUCAUGUCUGCUACGGCGCGGCACGUCAUCCCCAGUCGCAAGGCGUGGCUGAGAGGUUCAACCAAACCCUGUUGACCCUCGUGCGGAAGGUUCUGGAUGAGGCGCACGACUGGGAACAGGAGCUGGCGAUGCUCCUGUACUACUAUCGGAUCCGGCCACACAGCGCCACCAACGUCUCCCCGAUGGAGGCCAUGGUUGGUUGGCAUCCCCGUGGCUUGGUCGUGGAUCGGCCUCAGCACUCGUAUUCAGCUGGCUCAUGGGUAGACGACCUCCAGCAGCGGGCAGCGGCGAUGCGAGACUACAUCGAGUCUGCGCUCGGCCGCUUCGACUUCAUCGACGAGCCGACACCGAGCCGCUUGACUGUUGGCGAUGCUGUCAUGCUUCGCCGGCCUCAGCGCUGCCAGAAGCGCCUAACCCCGUACGAGCCUGGUUGGCAAGUUAUGUCGAUCGUGGGCCCCUCGACGGUGGUGGUUCAUCGGGUCGACGGCACCGGCCGUGACAAGAUCGUGAAUGUCGACUUAUUAAGGCGUGCCGCCGAGGACGAUCUGCCGCCCCCGCCGCCCGUCGCUCCGGGUGCCAGCGAUGAAGCCGAGUCGGGCCCUGUUCCGUCUCUGGUAUUGAGCGUUGACCCGGUCACGCCGCCGCCUGCUGCAGGCCCAUCAUUGCGCGACCGGUCUACGCUCGUGCGACCUGCUCGAUAUUGA